Messenger RNA from Larimichthys crocea (large yellow croaker), 1849 nucleotides. RefSeq names its product proteasome 26S subunit, non-ATPase 3 (gene psmd3). The transcript has 12 exons. The record is from RefSeq and is a predicted model, not a curated record. Gene Ontology annotation, cellular component: proteasome complex; proteasome regulatory particle, lid subcomplex. Bases 123 to 1697 code for a protein of 524 amino acids. Gene Ontology annotation, biological process: ubiquitin-dependent protein catabolic process; regulation of protein catabolic process. NCBI's taxonomy places the organism in Eukaryota, Metazoa, Chordata, Actinopteri, Sciaenidae. Gene Ontology annotation, molecular function: protein binding; enzyme regulator activity.
CUCCAGAAUAGUUGCCAGUCAUUGUGACGGAGCUGACGGAGCUGACGGAGGUUAGAGACGGAGCUUAGAGACGGAGCUUCAGUGUUUCUGUGCCGGACUCAGCGCUUUGUCUUCCAGACAACAUGAAGGAAACAGCGGCCAAGCGGCGGGACAAGGCCGGAGGUCGGGACCGGGACUCCAAGGCCGAGAAGCCGAAGGAGGCGGGCCCGGGCCCGGAGCCGCAGGACGUGGAGAUGCCGGAGGAGGACGCGGCUAACGCGGCUAACGCGGCCAAGCAGCCCCGGGAGCUGGACAGCCUGACGCUGGACGAUAUUAAGGAGCAUGUGAAGCAGAUAGAGAAGGCGGUGUCAGGGAAGGAGCCUCGCUUCGUGCUGCGUGCUCUGCGUGCGUUGCCGUCGACAAGUCGCCGCCUGAACACCAACGUGCUGCACAAAGCCGUGCUCGGCUUCUUCACCAACAACGCCGCCACCAGAGACUUCCUGCUGGGCUUCCUGGACGAGCCGAUGGAGAUGGCGGAUGGAGACGUCCAGUUUCGUCCGAGGACGGGUAAAGCAGCAUCCACUCCUCUGCUGCCGGAGGUGGAGGCUUACCUGCAGCUGCUGCUGGUGGUUCACCUGACCAACAACAAGAGAUUCACUGAGGCUCAGAAAGUGUCGGACGACCUGCUGCAGAAGAUCGGCUCGAAGAACCGCAGAGCUCUGGAUCUGGUCGCUGCCAAGUGUUACUAUUACCACGCCCGAGUGUACGAGUUCCUCAACCAGUUCGACACCAUGCGCAGUUUCCUGCACACUCGCCUGCGUACGGCGACCCUGCGGCACGACGCGGACGGCCAGGCCGUGCUGCUGAACCUGCUGCUGAGGAACUACCUGACCUUCAACCUGUACGACCAGGCCGAGAAGCUCGUGUCCAAGUCUGUGUUCCCCGAGCUCGCCAACAACAACGAGUGGGCCCGAUACCUGUACUACACAGGUCGUAUUAAGGCCAUCCAGCUGGAGUACUCUGAAGCUCGCAGGACUCUGACCAACGCUCUGAGGAAGGCACCGCAACACACUGCUGUGGGCUUCAAACAGACGGUGCACAAGCUGCUGAUCGUGGUGGAGUUGUUGUUGGGGGAGAUUCCUGACAGACUUCAGUUCAGGCAGCCGUCACUGAAGAGGUCGCUGAUGCCGUACUUCCUGCUGACUCAGGCCGUGAGGACAGGUAACCUGGCGAAGUUUAACCAGGCGUUGGAGCAGUUUGGUGAGAAGUUUCAGACCGACGGGACGUACACACUCAUCAUCCGCCUGAGACACAACGUCAUCAAGACAGGUGUGCGUAUGAUCAGCCUGUCGUACUCUCGGAUCUCUCUGGCUGACAUCGCUCAGAAGCUUCAGCUCGACAGCCCGGAGGAUGCCGAGUUCAUCGUCGCCAAGGCGAUCCGUGACGGCGUGAUCGAAGCAAGCAUCAACCACGAGAAGGGCUUCGUCCAAUCAAAAGAGACCAUGGACAUCUACGGGACCAGAGAGCCUCAGCUGGCUUUUCACCAGAGGAUCUCCUUCUGCCUGGACAUCCACAACAUGUCUGUGAAGGCCAUGAGGUUUCCUCCUAAAGCCUACAACAAAGACCUGGAGUCAGCAGAGGAGCGUCGGGAGCGCGAGCAGCAGGAUCUGGAGUUCGCCAAAGAAAUGGCCGAAGACGACGACGACAGCUUCCCAUGAUCCCCUCUGUUGACUUCCUGUGCAGACAGGAAGUGUGUGUGUGUGUGUGUGUGUGUGUGUGUGUGUGUGUUUGCACGCUCAUGUUAGUACAGUUAUUACCCACAAUGCCCCUCUUCACUCUCUGGUGACCCCUGAACUGUUUCUCUCAAAUA